This is a messenger RNA of Dendroctonus ponderosae (mountain pine beetle), 3880 nucleotides long. Its product is annotated as NAD(P) transhydrogenase, mitochondrial. Bases 205 to 3405 code for a protein of 1066 amino acids. The record is from RefSeq and is a predicted model, not a curated record. Gene Ontology annotation, molecular function: NADP binding; NAD binding. Gene Ontology annotation, biological process: NADPH regeneration; proton transmembrane transport. Lineage: Eukaryota; Metazoa; Arthropoda; Insecta; Coleoptera; Curculionidae. Gene Ontology annotation, cellular component: mitochondrial inner membrane. The transcript has 18 exons.
AUUUUCAGUAUCCUGGAGCCGGCAGGCAACUGAGGAGUUCAGUGUCUGCCACCUUCUGAUUUUGAUGCACAUUUUCGGUUAAGACUGUGACAUCGACCUCGAAUUGGUACCCGACAGAGCAUCGCUCCCAUCAGUUAAUUGAGUAGUGCUCAAGUUCCUUCACUUCUGGACUUUCGGAAAAUAUGAAACAGUUUGCUUAGAAAAAUGGCUAGGGGAAUAUUGAGAAUAUGCGUUAACCGACAGCAAAUGAUCCAAUUGCGACUGAAAAACCUCACCGCGCUAGAAAAUGUGGCAAAGAGGCACUUCAGCAAAGGCCAAUUGCAUGGGAAGGAAGCUGAAGUUAGAGGAACUCCUUACAGUCAGUUGACCAUUGGAGUGCCCAAAGAGAUAUGGAAAAACGAAAAAAGGGUUGCAAUAACUCCUCUGGUCGCUCAAACUUUGGUUAAAAAGGGCUUCAAUGUGAACAUUGAGCAGAGCGCCGGAGCUCUGGCAAAGUUCAGAAAUGAGGACUACGAGCAGGCUGGCGCCAAACUGGUGGAUAACCAGAAAAUCUUCCAGUCAGAUAUCAUCUUGAAAGUCAGACAGCCGCUGAAUGAGGAAGUGCCAAACUUCAGAGAAAAUUCCACUCUAAUUUCCUUCCUAUACCCCGCCCAGAAUGGAGAGUUGGUGCAGAAACUAGGAGAGAGAAAAAUCAACGCCUUUGCCAUGGACUGCAUUCCCAGAAUAUCCAGAGCCCAAGUCUUCGACGCCCUCAGCUCAAUGGCCAACAUAGCUGGUUAUAGAGCGGUGGUGGAAGCUGCCAGUCAUUUCCCUCGGUUUUUAUCAGGCCAAAUCACCGCUGCUGGCAAAGUUCCCCCAGCCAAGGUGCUGGUGAUUGGAGGGGGAGUGGCAGGACUGGCCGCUAUUGGCCAAGCCAAAUGCAUGGGGGCCAUUGUCAGAGCCUUUGACACCCGCUCUAUUGUAAAAGAGCAAGUGGAGUCGUUGGGGGCGGAGUUUCUCACUAUCACCAUUGAGGAGGAAGGAGGCGACUCGGGAGGCUACAGCAAGGAAAUGUCCAAGGAGUUCAUCGACGCUGAACACGCGCUGUUUGCCAAACAGUGCAAAGAGGUGGACAUUAUCAUCUCCACCGCUCUCAUUCCAGGCAAAAAGGCCCCCAUGCUGAUCCUUAAGGAGCAUAUCGCCAACAUGAAACCCGGAAGUGUGGUGGUGGAUCUGGCCGCUGAAGCUGGAGGCAACAUCGAAACCACCAAACCUGGAGAAAUCUACUCCUUCAACAACAUAACGCACGUUGGGCUGACUGACUUCCCCAGUAUGCUGCCCACUCAGAGCUCCACAUUAUACGCCAACAACAUUUCCAAAUUUCUGCUAUCAAUUGGAGAAAACAGCCACUUCAACAUCGAUCUCAACGACGAAGUGGUGCGCGGCAGUAUCGUUUUGGACAAAGGCAAGCUGUUGUGGCCGCCUCCAAAGCCUGCAGGCCCGCCAGCGGCUGUAGCCCCUAAAAAGGCGGCAGUGGAGGCGGCCAAGGUGGCAGAGGUGCAGCUGAGUCCAUUCAAGAAGACCAUGGACAACGCGUUAAUCACAACGGCCGGAGUGGGAGGACUAGUGGGUUUAGGCGCCAUCUCUCCCAAUCCGCAAUUCACCUCAAUGCUCACUGUUCUGGGCUUAUCGGGAAUAGUUGGCUACCACACCGUUUGGGGAGUGACUCCCGCGCUCCAUUCUCCCCUAAUGUCGGUAACAAAUGCCAUUUCUGGAAUAACCGCCGUUGGCGGGUUGUUGCUGAUGAACGGGGGCUAUUGCCCCACGAAUUCUGUAGAGGCGCUGGCAGCUGGGGCGGCCUUUGUUUCCUUCAUCAACGUCUUCGGCGGGUUCCUGGUCACCAAACGAAUGCUCGAUAUGUUCAGGAGACCUGGAGAUCCUCCAGACUACAAUAUCCUUUACGGGAUCCCAGCUGCAGUGUUUUUAGGCGGUUACGGAUAUGCUGCAAUGUCAGGCCUUGCCGAAGUGCACCAAGCCGCCUACUUGGCCGCCUCUUUGUGUUGCGUGGGGGCCUUGGCGGGAUUGAGCAGCCAGGCCACUGCCCGAUUAGGGAACAGCUUGGGAAUUAUUGGAGUGACCGGGGGAAUAGCGGCCACUCUCGGGCAAAUAGCGCCCAGCAAUGAGGUGCUGGCCCAAAUGGCCGCAGUAGCUCUAGGAGGCGGCGCUCUGGGAUCCAUAAUUGCCAAGCGGAUUCAGAUUGCUGAUCUCCCGCAGUUGGUGGCAGCGUUCCACAGUUUGGUCGGAAUGGCCGCAGUGCUCACUUGCAUAGCCACUUACAUCCACGACUUUCCCACUUUUGCUACCGACCCGGCCGCUAAUGUGGUUAAAACCGCCCUGUUCUUGGGAACUUACAUCGGGGGCGUUACUUUCAGUGGGUCGCUGAUUGCCUAUGGAAAGCUGCAGGGGGCGCUGAAGUCCAGCCCCCUGCUCCUACCAGGACGCCACGCCCUCAACUCCGCGCUCCUCUUGAGCAACAUCGCAGCGGGCGGCUACCUCUUCUACGAUCCCACUUUAGCAGGAGGCCUCAGCGCUUUGGGGACCACAGCAGCUUUAAGCACAGUGAUGGGCGUGACCCUCACCUCAGCUAUCGGAGGUGCCGAUAUGCCAGUGGUCAUCACCGUCCUCAACAGCUACUCAGGCUGGGCGCUUUGCGCCGAAGGCUUCAUGUUGAACAACAACUUGAUGACCAUUGUGGGGGCCUUGAUCGGCUCCUCUGGAGCUAUUUUAUCGUACAUCAUGUGCAAGGCCAUGAAUCGCUCCUUGCCCAACGUGAUUCUGGGCGGCUACGGCACUUCAAGCACCGGCACUGGAAAGCCCAUGGAAAUCACCGGCAGCCAUACGGAGAUAAACAUCGAUGGAGCAGCUGAGGUGAUCAAAAACGCCAGAAACAUCAUCAUCGUGCCAGGGUAUGGGCUGUGCGUGGCCAAAGCCCAGUAUCCAAUUGCGGAAAUGGUCGAUCUUCUGAAGAAGCAGGGGAAGAAUGUGAGAUUUGCCAUUCAUCCAGUUGCAGGCAGAAUGCCCGGGCAGUUGAACGUGCUUUUGGCUGAAGCCGGCGUUCCAUAUGACGAUGUUCUGGAAAUGGAGGAAAUUAAUGAAGAUUUCGAUGAAACGGACCUGGUGCUGGUCAUCGGCGCUAAUGACACAGUCAACAGUGCAGCAGUGGAUGAUCCCAAUUCUCCCAUUGCUGGAAUGCCCGUGCUGAACGUCUGGAAGUCCGAUCAAGUGAUUGUUAUGAAGCGCUCUUUAGGUGUUGGUUACGCUGCUGUGGACAAUCCAGUGUUCUUCAAGCCCAACACCUCCAUGCUACUGGGGGAUGCGAAGAAAACCUGCGACGCGCUUCUUCACAAAAUUGCCCAGGAGGACUAGGAAGAGUAGGAUCGGAACAUUUCAAUCAGCUUUUGCCGCCUUAAGUAUUCCAAGCAUUUUCACUUAGCCACUUUUUAUGCUACUCCAGAUGUACAAACUAUAUUUUUGAUAGCUCAUGUUUAACAAUCGCCUCACAGCAACUAAUAUCCAGUAUCUGUACAAUUUGACCUGUAAUAGUCAAUAAGCUAAACUAAGCCAGGUAGGUAGAGAUAAUGUAUCAUGUGGAUGUGUAUCCAACCGUUUUUCUUUAGUAUUUUUUGUAUUUGUAUUUAAACAUAAGGAGAAACACAGUCUGAGUUAUUUGUACACUUUAUGUACAGAGAGAUCCUCAGGAGGAUGUACGAUUUCCUUUUGUAUAUAGGCAGGUAGGCUAAGAGGGCGCAGCUGCGGAAAAUCACUAAUUAGUCAUUGUACACUUAGUUAAGGGCUAGGCAAAGAUGUAUUUUACAUAUUCAAUAUAUAACUAUUUUCUUAA